Cuscuta europaea is the source of this 2264-nucleotide messenger RNA. Lineage: Eukaryota; Viridiplantae; Streptophyta; Magnoliopsida; Solanales; Convolvulaceae. The record is from the annotation of a GenBank genome assembly.
GCAAGGCGCAGGGGAAGAGUAGUCGUCCGCUUCUUCCUUUCUUUCUGCGCGACUUCGGCUACUUCCGCAAAACCCCAAACGCGCAGGGGAAGAGUAGCACUGUAAUAGUCCGCUUCUUCCUUUCUGAACGGCCAUCUUCAGUCGCUGCCGCCUGCCGGGCGGCCACUAGGCCAGGAAGGCGCACCAAGGGCUCAGGCAGUCAGCCACUCGGCCAGGACGGUGCACCAGGGGCUCAGUCCAGCUUAAGAGAUCCGCCCCUGGCCCGCCAGCCCGCCACCGCGCCCCACCUGUCUGCCUCUCCAAGACCAGGUCUCCUCGACAGCACGACUGAAGUGCCUCACGCAGACUACACAGUUACGCUGCUCGCCGCAUCACCGCCUGUCCGCCUCAGUGCCUCACUGAGUCACCGCCCACCAGUCACGGACUCACGGACCUCUGCCCCUUACUGCCUCGGACCUCGGUAGCCUGACUCUACGAUUUCUUGAACGGAGCAGUCUGUUGUAAGGGCUCUAAUUUGAGAGGGCCGGCCCUGCCCUCUCUUUGUAUCGUCUUCCUUCACAAAACUUAAUAUAGCACAAAUAACAGUCAUUCGUAUGGCUUGUGCUAACCUAUUCCUUAGAACCUUCAUUCUUAAUGGUGCCUCCCUAUGGCAAUUCUCUCCGGCGCUCCUCCGAACGUGUACAGUCCCAACACUCACUCUUCACUCUCACCGGUGGCGCAGGCUAUUUUGCUUCAAAUCCUCGCAAUUUACGCCCCAGCCAGAAAAUGAGUCAGAUAAACGGAGACGGGACAACGUGGUGGAGAUUUUGGAGGAAAGGGGUUUACUAGAAUCCGUCACUAGUGAAAACAUCCGGUCCAUUUGCUCCGACCCGAAUCACCCUCCUCUCAAAGUCUACUGCGGUUUUGACCCGACUGCAGAAAGUCUCCACCUUGGGAACCUUCUCGGUCUUAUUGUUCUCUCGUGGUUCCUUCGUUGUGGCCAUAAAGCUGUCGCUCUUAUUGGUGGAGCCACUGGCCGCAUUGGUGACCCGUCCGGCAAGAGUUUAGAGCGCCCCGAUCUCGACUAUGCUAAGUUGAAUCAGAACAUCGCCGGAAUUUCAGCUAACAUUCGUCAGAUACUAGUAGCGUCGCCAAAUUCAUCUAACCUUGAGGUUUUAGAUAACUAUGCUUGGUGGAAAGAUGUGAAAUUUCUAGAUUUCUUGGGUGAUGUAGGAAGGUUAGCAAGGGUUGGUACUAUGAUGUCCAAAGAGAGCGUGAAGAAGAGACUGGAAAAUGCAGAGGAAGGAAUGAGCUACGCAGAGUUCUCCUACCAGUUGCUGCAGGGUUAUGAUUUUGUGCAUUUGUUCAAAAAGGAAGGCGUCACUGUUCAAAUCGGCGGCAGUGAUCAAUGGGGAAAUAUCACCUCAGGAACGGACCUUAUCCGCAGGGUAAUAGGAAAAUCUUCUGCAUCUCCCGUGGCUUAUGGCUUGACAUUCCCACUUCUCCUCAAGAGUGAUGGGACCAAGUUUGGAAAAUCCGAGGAAGGAGCAAUAUGGCUGUCCCCUUCACUUUUGUCGCCAUACAAGUUUUAUCAGUAUUUCUUCUCUGUUCCUGAUUCUGAUGUGGUGAGGUUUCUCAAGAUCCUUACCUUUCUGAGCAUUCAAGAGAUUGAAGAGGUCAGGCUCCAAAUGGGGAAGCUUCCUAAUAUGGCACAGCGCAGGUUGGCUGAGGAGGUUACACGGUUUGUUCAUGGGCAAGAGGGGCUGGAGGAGGCUCUUAAGGCGACAGAAGCACUGAGGCCAGGCAAUGCAGAUCCUAGGUUGGAGUGGAAGACCAUUUCUGGAGAUGUUCCAUCUUGUUCAUUGCCUUUUGAUCAGGUUUUGAAUGUUCUGCUUUUGGAUCUUUUGGUUUCCAGUGGGUUGCUGGAGAGUAAGUCUGCCGCACGGAGGAUGCUUAAACAAGGAGGGCUUUACUUGAACAAUGUCCGAGUUGAUAGCGAGGCUAAGAAGAUUGAGGAGGAGGAUAUUAUAGACGGAAAAUUUAUGCUGCUGUCGGCUGGAAAGAAGAACAAGAUGGUUGUGAGAAUCUCCUGAGUCAGCCACAAGCCCGCUGCUUGUAUAUUUUAAAUUCUUUUUUUGAAAUUCCAUUUGUGUGCAAAGACAUGAUUAUUUUAUAGAUCAUUAAAGCAGAUAAAACCUCUGGUACCUGAGUUCUACUACUUGCAUGAGUUAUAUUGUAUCAGACCGCUUUUCACUCGUUUUCUGUUGUUUAGUGCAAUUUUUUCC